Aspergillus oryzae RIB40 is the source of this 681-nucleotide messenger RNA. RefSeq lists its product as uncharacterized. The record is from RefSeq and is a predicted model, not a curated record. Lineage: Eukaryota; Fungi; Ascomycota; Eurotiomycetes; Eurotiales; Aspergillaceae. The coding region runs from base 1 to 681 and encodes 226 amino acids. The transcript has 3 exons.
AUGCAGCAGCAGAUCGAAGCCGAGAUCACUUCGCAACAUGCAGGCGUGUCUAAGAGGUGGUACUGGAUGCAUUUACUCGUGCUUUCGGCAUAUAUUGGUAAUUGGCGCUGGUGUAUCCGCAGUCUGGGCGAGGAGAUCGAGAAGACUGUUGAUAUCGCUCUGACGUUGGAUCUCUCUAAGGCUGAUCAUGAUAAAGACGGGCUCAUCCGACUAUUGACGCCGCAAUAUUUAGGAGACAAGCUCCUACCGCUCUCAUCUAGACUAAAGGUUGCGUUAGAAACCGUUCGCAAGCUAGAUGAAAUCAACACAUUUUUCCAAUCCAAGGGGUUUAUGACUGAUGACGACUCACAACGAUUUGCAAGCGAGAUGGCGUACUACAAAACUACUAUCGAAGGGUACAGUAAAAGCGUGGAAGUACUCGAAGGAAAGGUGAAAGGUAUCUCGGAUCUGUUGGCAGUUGCCCUAAACCUCAAGGGCCAAACUGUAGCCAAUGAAAUUAACGACAAGAUGCUGCAGCUCACUAGCGAGGCAUUCGAAGAUAAUGCUACUGUCCGGGUUGUCACUCUAGUCACCCUUAUCUACCUUCCUGCUAGCUUCGUCUCCGUGAGUCUCAUCCAAUAUGCAUGGUACAUGUCAGCUCUAACAAUACGUGCAGACUCUCCUCGGAAUGAACCUUUUUGA